Scheffersomyces stipitis CBS 6054 is the source of this 1917-nucleotide messenger RNA. RefSeq lists its product as uncharacterized. Gene Ontology annotation, cellular component: actin cortical patch; Rvs161p-Rvs167p complex; medial cortex. The transcript has a single exon. Gene Ontology annotation, molecular function: lipid binding; protein binding. NCBI's taxonomy places the organism in Eukaryota, Fungi, Ascomycota, Pichiomycetes, Serinales, Debaryomycetaceae. The coding region runs from base 1 to 1917 and encodes 638 amino acids. Gene Ontology annotation, biological process: actin cortical patch localization; plasma membrane tubulation; endocytosis. The record is from RefSeq and is a predicted model, not a curated record.
AUGUCAGUUGGGAAACUCAAAAAGGGGUUGACGGAGUUCGGGUCCAGUGUAAAGGACACAGUCGUAUCUGUCUCAGAUACUGUGACUACGGUCAGAAUUCACAGGGACUACGACAAGGACGACGAGCUCAUUGAACACUACAAACAUGACUUGAGCAAGGCAAAGCUGGGAUUAAGCUACAUCGCCUCACAACAGAAGAAAAUGGCUCUGAGUCACUGGGGAAAGCUUUUUAAGCUCAACAUACGAAUUGUAGAACACUUUAUUCAGCUUUUAGGAACAGACUCUCUCAGCUUCAAAGGUAUUGAGGAUUACUACCAUGACUUCGACAAGUUCCAGGCCACAGAAGAAAUACCCAUGGUACAUCCCAAAGAGAGGCAGUUUCUCAUAGAAAGUGUUCAUCUGGAGUUGGUCAACUACAUGAGCUCGUUGCAACAGGGAAAGUUUAAAAUCACUCAGGACUGGGACAUUCAUGAAAAGAGUCUCAAGCUUAGAAUUACAGAAAUGAACAAACAUAUCAGCGAUACGCUAAAGUUGAUCAAAAAGAGAAACAAGAAGAAAACUAACUAUAUCAAGACUGAGCACAAGAUUUCCAAGUUAAUGAAGAAGACGGCACCGCUCGAGACAAAGGAGCAGGACCAGUUGAACACUCUCGAGUCUUCAUUAAAGGAAGAAGAAAAGGAAUACACAAAGAUCAACGACAAACUCAAGUCCAUCUUGCCUCAUGUAAUUUCGUUUUUGGAUGAGUUCGUAGAGAAUAUCACCAAGAUCAUAUUGUGCAAGCAGGUGGAAACAUACAAGGAAAUUGCGCAAAUGCUCGAUUACUUCUGUACUUUCCACGGCUUUUUGGACACUUCCGGAGAUCCGCAUAACAAAAUCCAGUCUUACGAGGAUAUAAUCAGUAAAUGGGAAGAGGCUACGACUCCAACUAGAUUGCAAAUCGAAUCCUUUAUCUCCAUCAUCUACGACAAGAAACCAGAGUUGAUAGAUACUGAGAUCGACGAAAAGGAUAAAACGCUGUCUGCUGCAAAGAUGUGGAACAAGAUCACAGACAAGGUUGUAGAAAAGAAACACACUGUCAAAACGAAGGAUCAUGUGAACGGAAUCUUCAACGACUAUUUGUCUGUUGAUCCACUCCAGGCUUUUCUUCAGAACAAUGACCCCAACAGUAACAUCUCGGAGACGUAUCAUCCGUCCAAGGUGGUCGAUGUAGAUGAUGUCUAUAUUCCUAAACCUGUUACUGCGCCAGUAAUUUCACCUAAACUACCACCAAGAGUCAACACCGCUCACAGCUCUAAACCUUUGCCUACCGUCGCGGCCAAUAAAGUCACUACCCCAUUGCCACCCCUUCCACCUGACAGAUUUGUUUACAACAGUAACUUCUCGCGCAGUGAUUCCUUGGACUCAAUUCAUUCUGAUAACGAGUCAAUCAUAUCUGAUUCUUCUUCCCACAGUACUACUUCUCUUGUCAGUGACAUACUCCUUCACAAUGCCUCCGCUGAUGUUGUGAACAAGCACUUGAAGAAGGUCUAUAAUUCGUCUAAGAAUGACAUCAAGUAUUCUCCUAUUCCAGAGAGAUUUGCUGAUUUGGAUAUACCUCCCGCAACAGAUGAUCUUAUAUUCCAAAAGACCACUACUGUAACCUAUAAGUUGCACGAGUUCAACAAGUUCUUCGACAAAAUUAUCGCAUUGUCAGAUUCGAUGCAAUUGGAUCGACGUGUUUUGGAGGCUAAAUAUGAUUUUCCUGGUAUCGAGCCGGGUGACUUGUCUUUCAAAACAGGCGACAAGAUCGAAAUCAUCUUUGACUUUCAGUCCAUCGACACUUUAUAUAGUAAUGACCAGAAGAACUGGUUGAUUGGCGCCUCCAAGUUCGGCCAAGACCAUUUCCGGAUUGGAUUUGUUCCAAGCAAUUACUUCUAG